AUAUCUGAUCCCUUCGGCCGUGAACACGUGACAAUUACGUUUGUUGUCGCACGUUAUGACAGAUUUAUUCAACACCUCAAAUCCAUUACGUCCGAAUAAUAGCAACAAUAAACUGAAUAGCGUUAAAAAUUCGUUGCAUACGUGAAACAUGGCUAAGUCUUCUGAAAAGAAGGGAAAGAGCGCCAUCAACGAGGUGGUGACUCGCGAAUACACUGUGAACCUUCACAAGCGCCUUCAUGGCGUUGGAUUCAAGAAGCGUGCUCCACGAGCGAUCAAGGAGAUCAGAAAGUUCGCGGAGAAGCAGAUGGGAACGCCCGAUGUUAGGAUAGAUACGCGCCUCAACAAGCAACUGUGGUCAAAAGGCAUCAGGAACGUUCCCUUCAGAGUUCGUGUAAGACUGAGCAGGAGGAGGAACGACGACGAGGACUCUGCAAACAAGCUGUAUACCCUUGUCACAUAUAUAUCCGUUUCGUCGUUCAAGGGGCUCCAAACCGAGAAUGUUGAUGCUAGCCAGGACUAAUGUAUUUCUGUAUAAUAAAUAAUGAUAAACUGA
Molecule: messenger RNA, 553 nt
Organism: Wasmannia auropunctata (little fire ant)
Lineage: Eukaryota; Metazoa; Arthropoda; Insecta; Hymenoptera; Formicidae
Gene: RpL31
Product: 60S ribosomal protein L31
Exons: 3
Coding region: 149-520 (123 amino acids)
Biological process (GO): cytoplasmic translation
Cellular component (GO): cytosolic large ribosomal subunit; ribosome
Molecular function (GO): structural constituent of ribosome
Source: RefSeq, a predicted model, not a curated record